AUGGGCUCCAGAGGUCACAGCACGCUCCCACGGACUCUCAUGGCCCCUCGGAUGAUUUCUGAGGGAGACAUAGGAGGCAUCGCUCAAAUUACCUCCUCUCUCUUCCUGGGCAGAGGCAGUGUGGCCUCCAACCGGCACCUCCUCCAAGCUCGUGGCAUCACCUGCAUCGUUAAUGCUACCAUUGAGAUCCCCAAUUUCAACUGGCCCCAAUUUGAAUAUGUUAAAGUGCCUCUGGCUGACAUGCCCCAUGCCCCCAUUGGACUGUACUUUGACACUGUGGCCGACAAGAUCCACAGUGUGAGCAGGAAGCAUGGGGCCACGUUGGUGCACUGUGCCGCGGGGGUGAGCCGCUCGGCCACUCUCUGCAUCGCUUACCUGAUGAAAUUCCACAGUGUGUGCCUGCUGGAGGCGUACAACUGGGUGAAAGCCCGUAGGCCUGUCAUCAGGCCCAACGUAGGUUUCUGGAGGCAGCUGAUAGACUACGAGCGCCAGCUCUUUGGGAAGUCGACAGUUAAAAUGGUACAGACACCUUAUGGCAUAGUUCCAGACGUUUAUGAGAAAGAGUCCCGACACCUGAUGCCUUACUGGGGGAUAUAAUGCCACCAAAGCCUGCAUCAGCAGCCCCUUGAGCAGUACCAGCAUCUGCUACACACCGUCUGUUCCCCUCUUCACCUUUCUUUUCAAAUGGUUGACUCCUGGCUCUCCCUGAAGUGUUUUUUACACUGGGUGUUCAGGUUUAUUUUAAAAGAUGGGGGGUGGGGGGGAGGAACAUAAGGGGAAUGCAUACAUUGCUAGUAACAUUUUUAAAACUAACAUUUUGGAAUAGUGUUUAUGAAAAUCUUUAACUGGCUUUUAAUCAUUUUUAACAAUUUGAACAGUUUAAUAAACUGUUUGGUUCUGCUAUAUUCUGAAUCCCAUGCCUUUAGGCAUCAUGGCAGGUGCCAGAGGAGCUCAGUGCAAAAAUCACUUUGGGUCCUGAUUAACCCUUUAGAGACAAGCUUUGCCCAAGGCUGCUGACCACACAAAUGCUUAGGGAAGAUUGAUACCAGCUUCAGUCUCUACUGGAUUAGCCCUACUCUUUCCUUUCCUAUUUAGUGACUCUGUAAGUUAAAAAACAAAAACAAACAAAAAAAAACACCUUUGUUAUCUAGUUGUUAAGUAAUUAUAAUGAAAUCUGCAAACACCCUCUUGGAAUCAUUGUGCCCCAGGACUACAUUAGCAUUAUUUUUAAUAAAUAUAUCUGCAUAA
This is a messenger RNA of Leopardus geoffroyi (Geoffroy's cat), 1248 nucleotides long. RefSeq names its product dual specificity phosphatase 14 (gene DUSP14). The record is from RefSeq and is a predicted model, not a curated record. Bases 1 to 597 code for a protein of 198 amino acids. NCBI's taxonomy places the organism in Eukaryota, Metazoa, Chordata, Mammalia, Carnivora, Felidae. Gene Ontology annotation, cellular component: cytoplasm. Gene Ontology annotation, biological process: protein dephosphorylation. Gene Ontology annotation, molecular function: MAP kinase tyrosine/serine/threonine phosphatase activity. The transcript has a single exon.